Closterium sp. NIES-65 is the source of this 1683-nucleotide messenger RNA. NCBI's taxonomy places the organism in Eukaryota, Viridiplantae, Streptophyta, Zygnematophyceae, Desmidiales, Closteriaceae. The record is from the annotation of a GenBank genome assembly.
AUGAGACUUAUCUUUUUUUCAUUCGGCAGGCUUAGAGUCAUCAUGGGCCAUCACAGCAGUGAGCGCGGUGGAAAUGGCGUACGCGUUAGUGGCUGCCUCGACGCCCUCCAUGGAUCCCCCAAGCGCAUAUCACUACAGCAGCACGAGCAACAGCUGUGCGGCGGGCGGGUGGUUGACCCACCCGCACCCCUUCCCCCUGCCGUCACCCACCCCUCCUGCCUCUCCCCACCCACAACCCAUCAGAUUCUGGACUGCAGGAACGCAACGAGCAGCAGCUGUGCGGCGGGCGGGUGGCCGACAACAGCGCUGGACUACAUGGUGGACGCCACGCUCACGUGGGGGGGGCUUGCGAGCGAUUCUGGGUACGCGUACACGCAGAAGGACGGCAAAUGUAACAGGGGAAAGGUACAGCUGGGGGAGGUAUGCCUGGGGGAGGUAUGCCUGGGGAAGGUAUGCUUGGGGGAAAGGACGCUGACACGCACAUAUUAUAAGUACGAGAAGCAGUUGUUAGUCAAAGCUUGUACUAAAUUGUGCUCAUCCUUUCCUUUUUCCCUCCAACACUCCUUCCCUCCUCUCUUCCUCCACCUCUCCCUCCCCCCUUUCUCCCUCCACCUCUCUUUCCCCCCUCUCUCCCUCCACCUCUCCCUCUUUCCUCUCUCCCUCCACCUCUCCCUCUUUCCUCUCUCCCUCCACCUCUUCCUCUUCCCUCUCUCCCUCCACCUCUUUUUCUUUCCUCUCUCCCUCCACCUCUCCCCUUCCCCUUCCCCCGUGCACGCUUCCCUUCCACCCUCUUCCCCAGGGCAUAUGCAGCGACGCAGGGUGUGCAGCGGCGGGGGUGGUGGAUCACAGUGUGGUGGUGAUGGGGUACAGCUUAACGUCAUCGGAAGGCGCCUACUGGAUCCUCCGCAACUCCUGGGGGGGCACGUGGGGCAUGCAGGUAGGCGCCCAAGCCAUGCUAGUCACCGCAGAACCCAUGUGGGGGGGGGCACGUGCGAGGAGGUGAUGGAUAGAUUCUACACGUGCUCGUGCCUGGACCCGCUCUUCAUUCCCGUUGCCGACAAGGGCGGCGCCCAGACGUGUGUGUUUGUCAACGUGUGCAGCCAGCAGGACGAAAACCCGUGUGCAGUCGGCACGUGCAUCAACGACAAGGCGGGCGGCUUCUUUUGUCUCUGUCCACCGGGAUUCGACCAGGGGUACCGCCCGAACGGUGCUCACACAUGCGUCCCAACCUACAACCCCUCAUACACCGUCAUCUUCCCAAUAGACAUCAGCUGUCCGCUCGUCUACCAGCUCUACGGCCUCACAGAGGAGGCGUUUCUCGCUCAGAACCCCAACCUGCUGUGUGUGGCGAAGGGCAGCGGGGGAGGGGACGUGCCCACGCUGCCCAUGUGCACGGCAUGGUACACAGUACACUCGCGGGACACAUGCGAGAGCAUCAUGAAGGAUUUCGCUCUCAACCAAACCACCUUCUUCUCACUCAACCCGGGCGUGGGCUGCGACAGCCUCUUCGCGUCUGUUGGGGGCAGCAGCCUCGGCUGGAGUGGGGGUGGUGUGCAGGUGAGGGAAUGGCAGCAGGUGAGGGGUGGGGAGGAGAAAAUGGAGAUAAUAAUCCUCUUCGCGUCUGUUGGGAGCAGCAGCCUCGACUGGAGUGGAGGUGGUGUGCAGGUGAGCGGUGGGGAGUAG